AUGAAUCAAGGGAGUGGGAAGAUUAAGAUGGAACAGAAACAAGUGGAAAUAGUUAAGCAUAUGAUGAGAUGCAAAGAUUACAAGCAUGCUUGUUCUCAAACCCAGUCUAAUUCUACGCCAGAUGCAGCAUCGUGUGCUCUCCAAGUCCAAGAUCAACAAAAAGAGGAGCACGAAAACCAUAUAAGACAUGAUCUAAAUUAUGAGAUCAAGGAAGAUCAUGUUUGCAUUGUUUGUGGUAUCAAGAAUAGCUCUUUCCGAUGUAAAGAUUGUCAGUUAUGGAUCCAUGAUGAAUGUAAAGUUUUACCCGAAAAAUACAAGCACUACAACCACAAAGAUCACAUCCUCUCUCUGUUUUUCCUUCCUGAAGAAUAUCGAAUCAGAAAACUCUGCUGCGAUAUUUGCCACAAACAAUUGCAGUAUGUCUUUUGGGUUUAUUAUUGUCUCCCCUGUAGAUUCUUUGUACACAUCAAAUGCGCGGAUAAAAAGAUGACUACUGAAGAAAGCGUGGAAUAUUACACCAAGUUCAACAUGGUCCAGCUGCCGGUAGCUAAUGCAGCGGUGAAACUCACUAGCCGAUUUCUCAAGCAAAAUGGCCUCCUAACUAUUCCAGGACCAUCGCAGAUAGUAAAUUUUCACAACGACCAUCAUUUAUUACUUCUCUCAUCCAAAAUAAAAGCGGAUGAUGAGUUAGUUUGUGAUGGUUGUAUUGAGCCCAUUGUUGACGAGUACUAUUAUAGUUGUCAACAAUGCAGCUAUUUUCUUCAUGAUACUUGUUCCCAAUUACCCAAUGGUCUCGAGUUAUCGAAACACCCAAGUCAUGAUGAUCAACUUCACAUAAAUCAUCCCAAGUACUUCUUUUCAGUGGUGAAAUGCAGUGAAUGUCAAUCGGAGACUAAUGGUUGGUCUUUUGAAUGUAGAGAUCAAUCUCAUCAAUUCCUCCUGGAUAUGAAAUGUACCUUCAUUCCUACUUAUAUUAAUCAUAAAGCACAUACGCAUCCCCUUACUCGAAAUCCAAAUACCAUAAAAAUAGAUUCUGAUUGCAAUGCUUGUGGCAAAUCUCUCUCUGGUUCUACAUCAUACUGUUGUAGUGAUUGUCACUUCUACCUAGGGAUCGAUUGUGCUCUAUUGCCCCCGAAAAUCAUCCACAAUUGGGAUGAACAUUCACUUCUCCUCAUGUAUCCCCCUUUUCCUAAAAAUCCAGAUGAUUUCUUAUGUGAGCUAUGCGAAGAGUAUGUACAUCCCAAGCAUUGGGUCUAUCAUUGUAAGAAGUGUGAUCAAUCAUUUCAUCCUCAUUGCAUCUCGCGACUCUCUGAGAAUCGCAAUAUCAAGUUUGGUGGUACAAUUGAGAUUGCGAAGCACCAUCUAAAAUUGGUGGAAAGAGGUAAGUAUGGGUCGCGGUGUGAGUGUGAUGGUUGUAAUAAUAAAUCACUGGAUAAGGAGAACGCGUUGCAGUGCACAAAAUGUGAUGUGCACAUUUGCCGUAAAUGUGCUCUCAACAAUCUGGAGGAUGUAACCACUAUAUCUCCUUGCAACGGAAUUCCUAUAUAA
This is a messenger RNA of Solanum verrucosum, 1548 nucleotides long. RefSeq lists its product as uncharacterized. The transcript is spliced from 2 exons. The record is from RefSeq and is a predicted model, not a curated record. Bases 1 to 1548 code for a protein of 515 amino acids. Lineage: Eukaryota; Viridiplantae; Streptophyta; Magnoliopsida; Solanales; Solanaceae.